Messenger RNA from Diabrotica virgifera virgifera (western corn rootworm), 528 nucleotides. RefSeq lists its product as uncharacterized. Gene Ontology annotation, molecular function: odorant binding. Bases 100 to 477 code for a protein of 125 amino acids. The record is from RefSeq and is a predicted model, not a curated record. The transcript is spliced from 2 exons. NCBI's taxonomy places the organism in Eukaryota, Metazoa, Arthropoda, Insecta, Coleoptera, Chrysomelidae.
UCCAAUUUAAAAGUAUUUAUAUGAAGGUCGACCAAUCAAUUCAUAUAUUAUAAUAAUUUAUAACAGUUACUAACAUUUUAUUAUUUUUUGUGGUUCAGUAUGAAGAGUUUUGUUGUCUUACUUGUGAUCUAUCUUCAAGUAUGGGCUGGUGAUACAUAUAGUGACUUAGGUCAAGCCAUUCAAGAAUGUGGAGCUGGACGUGGCGGGGCAAACGAAGUCAAGGAACCGAUGGAUCUACAAAAACACGGAGCGACAAUCUUCUGCAUGUUGAACAAAGGUGAAAUAGUAAACGAAAACGGGGAUAUGAUUGAAAAUAACGUAAGAGAAAUAUAUUAUAGAAAGAUGUCUGCCACUGAAAAAGAAGUGGACGCAGUAAUUCAGAAAUGUGGGACUAAAAAUGGAAAAACUCGCGAAGAGGUUGCUUUUAAUUUGUUUAUAUGUUUACAGGCUCGUCCUUCAGAAACGAAGAAGCCUUGAUAGAGUUAUAAUAUUUUUGUUGUUUAAAUAAAAUUAUAUUUUGAUUUUUGA